ACGACUCAGUAGAUAAAAGCUUUACUGCACUUUAGUAUGCAGAAAAAAGGCUGUUUUAAGGGAAAGGACUCCCCACUAUAAGCAAUAUCCCCACGCCUCCCACACUGCUUCCUCUCUACUGAUUGUCUUGUUUCCACACACUCAUCUGAACGCACUUCAGGCACGGGACAGCAUGACUAGCGGAUACAAGGACGGGGCACCUGAAGAGGACUACGCUCACUCACCGUUCAUCAGGAAACAGGGGAACAUUUACAAACCAAAUAAUAAAGAAAUGGAUAACGACAGCAUCAACGAAAAGACACUUCAGGAUGUCCACACCAAGGAAAUUGACCUGGUCAACCGGGACCCAAAGCAUUUAAAUGACCAUGUGGUGAAGGUGGACUUUGAGGACGUGAUCGCCGAGCCUCCCGGCACCUACAGCUUUGACGGCGUGUGGAAAGCAAGCUUCACCACCUUCACAGUAACCAAAUACUGGUGCUACAGGCUGCUGACGGCCCUGGUGGGCAUCCCGCUCGCCCUCAUAUGGGGCAUCUUCUUCGCCAUCCUCUCCUUCAUCCACAUCUGGGCGGUGGUGCCUUGCGUGAAGAGCUACCUAAUCGAGAUCCACUGUGUCAGUCGAGUCUACUCCAUCUGUGUGCACACCUUCUGCGACCCGCUCUUCGAAGCCAUGGGAAAGUGCUUCAGCAGCGUCCGGGUCACCACCACCAAGGUGGUGUAAGGACAGGGAGAAGGAAAAGAGCCAGAGGGAUUGGGUGGGGUGGGGGAAUGGAGACCAAUGUCCGAUGCAGGAAGAUAAAACAAAUGUAACCUCUCUAAAAAAGAGGGCAAAGAAAAAGUGAACAGAGAUGGAGGGUUGCACUGUAUUUAGGUGGCCCUUAGAUAAGACUCUCCUCUCCGUCUCUGUUCUGUCCAUGAGCUUUGUCUUCUCUCAGCUUUGGAGUCCUUGGGGUAUAGGGGAUGCGUGUCAAAAAUGCUCAUUUUUUGUCAUUUGUUAGCAUUUAUCACCAUAGGAAUACUGUUUCAGCCUGACUUUUAAAGAAGUUAAUGCAAAAAUGCAAAUUCUGUUAUUUACUUACCCUCAUGUCAUUCUAUGAUCGUCGCUCUGAAACCACCGUAAAAGUGAUCCAUGUGACUUGUGCACAAGUCUACCAUAGUAAUGUGAUAUGAAAUAUAGAGGAUAAGUCAUAUUAACCACUUUUAUGGUACUUUAAUGGUGCUUUUUUUGGUGUUUUUGUCCUUUUUGGAGUUUGACAGUAGUCAUUAUCAUGAAAGGGAUUGUUCACCCAAAAAUGAAAAUUUUGUCAUAAUUUACUCAUCCUCAUGUCGUUCCAAAUUUGUGUGAGUUUCUGCUGGUUAUCAAACAGUUGAUGGUCCCCAUUGACUUCCAUAGUAUUUCUUUCCCUACUAUGGAAGUCAGUGGGGACCAACAACUGUUUGAUUCUUCAAAAUAUCUUCUUUUGUGUUCUGUGUAAGAAAGAAACUUACACAGGUUUGGAACGACAUGAGGGUGAGUUUUCAUUUUUGGGUGAACUAUUCCUUUAAAUAGGCUAUAUAUGUAUAAAAAUAUAAUAUAAAUGUAAAAUAUACAUUUUAAAACAAAAAUGUAAAAGUAUAAAAUAGAUAAAAAUGUUAUUUUUAAGAUGCAGUCACAUUAGUGAAAUUUUGGCAAAACUUUGUGCGCAAAAAGCAUGCACUGUUUAUUGUCAAUAGUGUUGUGAUGUACGCAUGAACUCAAGCUGCUUUCUGUUGAUCAAUACAGCGAAUCUACGUGACCAACUUUAUUGCGAAAACCGUUUCAGAGAGAAAUCUUUUGCGAAAUUCCCAGUCAAUCACAUAUAUUCCUAUUGAAAUAAGUGGAUUUCAGCCGCAAAAUUUAGCUGAACAACAGUAAAUGUGACCGCACAUUUAACGUGAAAUAUUUCUCAAACUUUCUACUUUGUAUUCGACAGAAAAGUCAUAGGUAUAUGCAUUUGAAAAGAUAUGAGGUUGAGUAAACAACGACUGAAUUUUCAUUUUGGCGUGAACUGUAACUUUAAGAUUUGCCUGCUGGGACAAGGCUGUGAAUAAUUUGUUUUGGUUUUUUGGUUUUGUUUGUUUUUUGUCCCCUUUCGUUCAUUGACACGUCCACUUAGCUGUUCCAAAAUAGUCCCAUUGUGGUGUGUAAACAGUAUAUAGUAGAUUCUAAUAGUUUUGCUAUGUUUAUCCUUCCAUUUGGGUACUAUCACCCUUUGGUGUCAUCACUGGGGGUUUAUGUAAUCCAAAAGUUUUAUGUUUGUUUUGGGAAAGGGCUCGGGGGAAACUGAACGAAUUUUAGAGAAAAAAAAAGUAGGCGUGGCCCUGCUGAUGUCAAGACUGCCCGUCACACUGCAUGUUGCCACUGAAUAUGGUGGACGGCCCAAACACGGGGCAAAAGAGGUGCCCUCACUGAACCCUUUGCCAGCUCAGCAUAUACUAACAAAGAGACUGUUCCUGGCUCUGACAUGUAACGCUUCGAACCGGCCAUCAUGGCAACAGCUUUUUGAGUGGCAGAGAAUGUCUUUACAACUUCCAUUGAGACGUCACAUGAAGCUAGCAACUAUAGGACAACAACCUAGCGGGGUCUUCCAGCAGGUUGUGAAGAUUGAACUUUUUUAAGCACAUUAUCACAGCCUUAACAUUUACUUAGACUUUAUUUGCAGUCUUUGAAGAUGAAGAACUUGUUUUUUGCAUUUUUUUAAAAUGUUGUUUCUGCAGAGCGAAGUGACAUAAUUUGAUUUGGAGUUUUGUCCCGUAAACAAAACUGUCUGCUUUUCUGUUUAUUCACUGUCUCACACACACACACACAAACUAACAUUUCCAGCAUCAGAGGCUGCUGCUUAUGUGGGGUAUAUAGUAUUUUGUACUGAUAUUUAGCUCACUUCUCUCACCUUUUGUCUACCUGCUUUGAUUCGGUCACCUCUUUGUCUACCUGCUGUCUUAGUAUCUAUUGUGACGCAUUUGCUUUAAAGAGUAUGCCUCUAUAGAUGAGAUCGUAUUUUUAUUCAUAUUUUUAUAUGAAAACUCAAAUUCUCUUUCCUUGCUUUUACUGUAAAUUCACAUAAUGCUGUGCACAUUAAAGAAAAUUUAAUAUAAAUCA
Onychostoma macrolepis is the source of this 3115-nucleotide messenger RNA. RefSeq names its product caveolin 1 (gene cav1). Gene Ontology annotation, biological process: negative regulation of protein tyrosine kinase activity; negative regulation of endothelial cell proliferation; caveola assembly. Bases 173 to 718 code for a protein of 181 amino acids. NCBI's taxonomy places the organism in Eukaryota, Metazoa, Chordata, Actinopteri, Cypriniformes, Cyprinidae. The record is from RefSeq and is a predicted model, not a curated record. Gene Ontology annotation, cellular component: perinuclear region of cytoplasm; cytoplasmic vesicle; caveola. The transcript is spliced from 3 exons. Gene Ontology annotation, molecular function: transmembrane transporter binding; protein kinase binding; molecular adaptor activity.